This is a messenger RNA of Struthio camelus australis, 804 nucleotides long. The record is from RefSeq and is a predicted model, not a curated record. NCBI's taxonomy places the organism in Eukaryota, Metazoa, Chordata, Aves, Struthioniformes, Struthionidae.
GACCGCCUGUACGUGUUCGGAGGGGGCGAGAGAGGAGCCGAACCCGUGCGGGACCGACAGCUUCACGUCUUUGACACAGCCACCUUGACUUGGUCCCAGCCAGAUGUUCAUGGUGAUCCCCCUUCUCCUCGGCAGGGACAUGUGGUGGCUGCGGUUGGGACCAAACUUUUCAUACAUGGAGGUUUAGCUGGUGAUAUUUUUUACAAUGAUCUAUUCUGCAUUGAUAUAAAUGACUUGAAAUGGGUUAAGAUAUCAGCCACAGGUGAUGUCCCGGGAGGACGGGCAGCUCACUCAUCAGCUGUGUUUAAAGACCACUUAUACAUUUUUGGUGGAAUAAAUCCAGAUGGGGCACUAGAUACUACAUACAAGUAUCACAUAGAGAAGCAGCAGUGGACGCUCUUACAGUUUGACUCCCCGCUGCCCCCCGGAAGGCUGGACCAUUCCAUGUGUGUCAUUCCCUGGCGGGCUAGCGCUGGCAGCGAGAAGGAGGACAGCAACACAGAAGCUGUCACUUGCGAAGACAAAACAGGGAAGGGAGCAACUGUGUCAGUCAGUGACACAGCUGCCUCGCCCCAGAAGAGCCAAAAGGAGAAGGCAGGUGCUGAAGACACAGUGAUGCAUCUGCUGUUAAUAUUUGGUGGGAUGAAUACUCAAGGGGAAAUACACAGGGACUGUAUUGUAAGUCUGAUUGAAUAGUAUGUCUGCAAUCCUGUACAGCAUCAACCACUUCUCUGAACAGGGGUCUUACAGCAGUGGUUGUAACUGAAGUUCGCUUUCUCCAAUAAACAAGUUAUUGCCAUCAAA